Messenger RNA from Archocentrus centrarchus (flier cichlid), 2997 nucleotides. Its product is annotated as gastrula zinc finger protein XlCGF57.1-like. The record is from RefSeq and is a predicted model, not a curated record. Lineage: Eukaryota; Metazoa; Chordata; Actinopteri; Cichliformes; Cichlidae. The transcript is spliced from 2 exons. Gene Ontology annotation, molecular function: sequence-specific DNA binding; DNA-binding transcription factor activity, RNA polymerase II-specific. Gene Ontology annotation, cellular component: nucleus. Bases 29 to 1531 code for a protein of 500 amino acids. Gene Ontology annotation, biological process: regulation of transcription by RNA polymerase II.
GAGGGUCCCGGUGCAGAAAAGCCGCAGAAUGUGCGCCGUACAGCUGCUGCGAGUGUCGGUGCACCAGCGGAUCAGCGCCGCCGCCGAAGACUUCCUGCUGCAGCUGGAAAAAGGAGAAGAAGCGGCCGAGCUGUCGGCACUGAGAGCGCUGCUGACCGAGCGGCUGACGGCGGCUGCAGAGGAGAUCGUCGCUCUGUUGGAGGAAACCGUGGCGGAGUACGAAGACAGAGUGGAGCGCUCAGAGCGGGAGAUCUGCCGGCAGAGGAGGCUGCUCGAUGCCGUGCUGAAGCCCGAAGUCCGACUGCACGCAGCAGUCUUUCCUUCAGAUGGUCAGGAGCUGUUGGAGAGCAGAGAUGAAGUUUCCCCCGAGCACCAGGAGAGGUUCUCCAGUCUGGACCGGGAGGAACACCCACUGCCCCCACAGAUUAAAGAGGAAGAGGAGGAAGCCUGGACCAGUCAGUCAGGAGAGCAGCUUCAGGACCUGCAGGUGGCUGAAAUCACCACAUUCACAUUCAGUCCUGUCCACGUGAAGUGUGAAGAUGAGGAGAAACCUGAGUCCUCACAACUUCAUCACAGACAGAAUGAGGAGAGCAGAGACUGUGAGGGAGGACCAGAAUCAGACAGGAACUCAGAUCCAGAUCCACUUUUACAGCCUGUUAGUGAAGACAACUCUCUGGAUUCGACUGAAACUGAAGAAAGUGACUGUGACUGGACACAAACAAAUGAAGCUCAGUCAGGGGUAGAAGUUAAAAAUCCUGAGAGUGAUGUUAGCAUGGCAGUGAAGGAGAGACCAUUUCCAUGCUCCUAUUGUGGGAAAAGAUUUAGCCUAAAGGGAAAUUUGAACAGACACAUAAGAGACCACACAGGAGAGAGACCAUUUCCCUGCACAGACUGUGAUAAGUCAUUUAAAGACAGUGGCUCAUUAACAGCACACAUGAGAUGUCACACUGGAGAACAGCCAUACAGCUGUUUGUUCUGUGGGAAAAAUUUCAGCGGGAGGGGAAACAUGACCAGACACAUGAGGAUCCACACAGGAGAGAAACCGUUCACCUGCUCAGUGUGCAAUAAAAGUUUUCAUGUCAAAGAGCACCUCAACAGACAUAUGAAGUACCACACAGGAGAGAAACCCUUCAGCUGCUCCAUCUGUGGAAAAGGCUGUGCUCAGAAAACAGACCUGAAGAAGCACAUGAGAGUUCACACAGGAGAGAAACCAUUCAGCUGCCCCUUUUGUGGAAAGUGCUGUGCUGAAAAAGGAGACCUGACAAAACACCUGAGAGUCCACACAGGAGAGAAACCAUUCAGCUGUAACAUCUGUGGGAAAAGCUGUGCCCAAAAGGGGAGCCUGAAGAUCCAUAUGAGGGUUCACACAGGAGAAAAACCAUUCAGCUGCUCUGUCUGUGGAAAGUGCUUCACUGUUACAGGACAUCUAAAGAGACACAUGAAGCUGCACGCAAAUGAGAGUCAUCCGCCUGAGUCUGCAGAUUCACAUCCCACCAAAGCACAACCUGAGGAUUCAGCUAAUGCGUUGUGAUCCUCAGAGGAUCUUAGACUGAUCAGCUGUUGUUAAAGAUAAACUGAUAAAACAUAGAGUAAUUUACAAUGAAGAGGAUGCAAUGAAUAAGAAUGUUUCUUUGUUCUAGAACCAGAUCAAGGUAGGCUGGAAAGUGACAGGAGUGGAUUAAUAGGAAUGUAUGAGAGUUUGUUAGAGGAAUUCAAACCAGAGAUGCACUCACAGCUCCAGGCAAAAAAAAAAGAAAUCCCCUGAGGUCCCAUUUAUAAAAGAGUGUGCAGGAUAUACAAUUAAAAUGUAUGUAAAGAAAGAACCCAAAAAAUUGUGUACUCAUAUAGAGACAGUAUUCUCUUCACAGAUCACUGGGUAAUACAUGGAUGUGGGUCCAGCUGAUGCCCCACUUCCCAAACCCCCACAUUCAACUGUAAAUGGCCAAUGGAAAGCUCUGAAGUAUGUAUGUUUGCACCAAUCAGAUCAAAUUUUAUAGGGUCAAAGUGCCUUGCAAUAUAUAAAUAAAAUUACUGAAUAAAUCUGCAGCUUUGCAAAUGGGUGCAGUAGUCCCAACAGUGGGAUAUUGUUUGAAAAUGAAACUUUGAUGAAUGUGAUUUAAUCAUUUAUUUCAUGGUGAACAUGGUCCCAUUAUGAUCAGAACUCAGGACGAGGAUGUGCUGAGUAGUAAGUGCCCAGAUGUGGAGGUGAGACUGGAGAAGGCAAAUAUGGGUCUUUUGAGUGAGAAGAGGCAUAAGACCUGUUUAUAAAUAAGGCCCCAGGUGUUUGAUUUGUGUUGGAGAAGCAAGAUGUCUUACUCAAAUGAAGGAGAACUGCUAGACUAUCUGUCUACACAUGUGACGUCCAAAGAGAUUAUCUGCAAAAGUCUCAGUCAAUUCUAGACUGAAGAAAAACCUGCAAACCAUAUGAGGAAGCAAUGGAUGCUCAAAUAAACAGUAGAUUCAUGACUCAACAAGUUCUACUUUAUGAUUUAAAUAACCUAACCAUGUGCUUCAGAAUUUCUGCACUUGGUAGUACGCUGGUGUGCUACUCCAACCUCUGUGGAUCCAGAAAGCUUGAAAUCAUGCUUAAAAGUUUGUGAUCCCUUUGAGAGUUUCUAUAUAAAUAUAACAAAAACAUCAGUUUCACACAAAGUGGAGAAAGAGAAGCCAGUGGAAAAAGGAAAGGCAUAAAUCUUAGAUUUAUUGCACCAGUCCAGUUUUGCAUUCAUGUGAGGGGAAAAGAGAACUGUUUAAUGUGUAUCUGUGACUGACUGACUUUGGAUGGUCAGAUCUAAGAAAAAACAAUAAGUUUGUGUUUGAAAAGGAUUCUGGAGGAAUCAAGUUCUGAACUCAUAUGGUUCAUUUUAUCUCCACAGCUGUAUAAGUCAGUUUUGAGCUGAUUUUCUUCAAACUCACUCAUUGGACCCAUGAGGACCUGCACAGUUUGUUUAAAUGAUAAAACAUCUGUCUGUCAAACAAACAGCUGCAGGACAUAAA